Messenger RNA from Triticum turgidum subsp. durum (durum wheat), 477 nucleotides. The record is from the annotation of a GenBank genome assembly. Lineage: Eukaryota; Viridiplantae; Streptophyta; Magnoliopsida; Poales; Poaceae.
AUGUGUGGAUGCAGGGAGGUGAUGCACGCGAUGUGGCGGCCGCAGAAGUUCAAGGGGAUCUACCUGAUGGCGACGGCGUACGUGCUGACGCUGACGCUGCCGUCGGCGGCGAGCGUGUACUGGGCGUUCGGGGACGAGCUGCUCACGCACUCCAACGCGCUCUCGCUGCUGCCGCGCACGCCGUUCCGGGACGCCGCCGUGGUGCUCAUGCUCGUCCACCAGUUCAUCACCUUCGGCUUCGCCUGCACGCCGCUCUACUUCGUCUGGGAGAAGCUCAUCGGCCUCCACGACUGCCGCAGCCUCUGCAAGCGCGCCGCCGCGCGCCUCCCCGUCGUCGUGCCCAUCUGGUUCCUCGCCAUCGUCUUCCCCUUCUUCGGGCCCAUCAACUCCGCCGUCGGCUCCCUCCUCGUCAGCUUCACCGUCUACAUCAUCCCGGCGCUCGCGCACAUGAUCACCUACCGCUCCGCACACUGCUAG